AAAAAAAAAAACAUUGUAGGGUUUUUCGAGAACCACGGGCUUCAUGGAGAUAAGAGAAUGAUGCGUCAAGUUGCAGAGUUUUUCGAUGCUUUUAUAGCUUUCAAAUCAAUUAUGUUAAGACGCUGGUUCUUACAAAGAAAUUCCUUCCUGAAUAUGCUCAUCCAAACCAGUAACACCUUCACUCUUCCUGCUGUUUCUCGUUGUGUUGUUGUUGUUGGGAAGAAUCCGCGCGAUUCCUCGUGGAAAAAUUCAGUUUUUGAUGCAAGGAAGAUGGGAGCCGUAGAUGCAGUAUUCAGUGGAAGAAGUUAUUCGUCUUUUAGGAUUCAGAAUUAUUUACGGAAUUUGUGGAAUCUUCAACGAAAACGUAGCUGUUGCUGCAUCUCAACAAUGGCUGCAAAAUCGGCGCCUGAUGGAAAUUAUGGAUCAAGGAUGUCUAGAACUGAGAGAACAGAUGCCCAGACUGCACUGUUCGACUAUCUCCACUACACCAGGUGUUUGAACUUCACUGACGCCGAGCACAUUAGCAAGAAUUCGCCAGUAUUCCUUCAGAGCCUCCUUGCGAAGGUCAUUAAUGGAGAAGAAGUUGGGAGGUCAGUCUCCAGGUUUCUUCGCUACACUCCCAUCAAUGAAUUUGAACCAUUCUUUGAGAGCUUAGGUUUGAAACCUUCUGAACUGUAUCCACUUCUGCCUCUCAAUUUGAUUUACCUUACAGAUGAUGAUUUGUUAAUAGAGAAUUACCGUGUCCUCUGCAACUAUGGAGUUCCUAGGAGUAAGAUUGGAAAGAUGUACAAAGAAGGGAGUGAGAUGUUCAAGUAUGAUCAUGGUGUCCUGAAUUCAAAACUUCGGAGCUACGAGAGGCUUGGAUUGAGCAAACCCACCAUCAUCAAGUUGGUCAAUUGUUGCCCAGCCCUUCUGAUUGGUGAUCUUGACAUGGAUUUUCUUCAAGUCCUCAAAAAGUUGAAGGCUUUAGGAGUUGAGCUGGAUUUGAUCAGGGGAUGUCUGUCAGAUAACAGUGUAUACCAUUGGGAUAGAAUUCUGAAAUUGCUCAAUUUUUUGGAUGGAAUGUGCUGCAACCAGAAGGACCUGCAAACAUUAAUCAAUCAGCAUCCCAGAUUUGUUUUUGAUGAUUCAGGGAAGAAGAUUUACAUUUUAGUUGCAUUGUUGUUGAAACUGGGCAUUAAAAUGAGUGAUAUCAUACUCUUAUUUGUGCAAUAUCCCCGAAUUCUUGAUGGAAAAUUCGUAAAAAAUUUAUGGCAGGCUAUUUACUUCUUAGUUGAUAUUGGCAUGAAUGUGGAGGACAUUAAAAUGAUUGUCAAUACUCACCCUCAUGUUCUUGGAGCAUCUUCCUGUAAAAGUACUUAUUCUGUCUUGCAGAGAUUGAAACUGUCGCAGGACCGGCUCUGCAACAUCAUAAAAGAAGAUCCAAAUCAGUUCACCUAUCUGGUCACUAGUAAGAAGUCUAGUGCCAUAAGCUUGCCAAAAGUUGAGGGCAGCUUUCUGAGGGAGAAAACUGAUUUCUUGCUAAGAUUAGGAUUUGUUGAGAAUUCUGAUGAAAUGGCUAGAGUGCUGAAGAAGUUUAGAGGAAGAGGGGAUCAACUGCAGGAAAGGUUUGAUUUCCUUGUAGAAAUUGGUCUGGACUGCCACACGGCUACUGAAAUGAUCAAGUUAGUUCCCCCAGUGUUAAACCAGUCCAUUGAUGUGCUUGACAAGAAGAGUGCUUACCUUUUGAAUGAUUUGGGCUAUCCCUUAGAAGCACUUGCUGCCUUUCCAACAUAUUUAUGCUACAACUUGGAUAAGAUAAAACUGAGAUUUUCUAUGUUCCAGUGGCUCAAGGAGAAUGGAAUUAGCUUCUCUACCAAAAAUAGGAAAUUGGUUAGUUCCACGGUUGCAUUGAGCACGGUUCUUGCAUGCUCGGAUGCACGGUUUUUCAAAUAUUUUGUAAAUCUGCAUCCUAAGGGCCCUGAGGAAUGGGAAAGGUUGAAAGGUUCUUUCUCUUCGAAGUGA
This is a messenger RNA of Phalaenopsis equestris, 2004 nucleotides long. Its product is annotated as transcription termination factor MTEF18, mitochondrial-like. Gene Ontology annotation, molecular function: double-stranded DNA binding. Gene Ontology annotation, biological process: regulation of DNA-templated transcription. The coding region runs from base 58 to 2004 and encodes 648 amino acids. The record is from RefSeq and is a predicted model, not a curated record. NCBI's taxonomy places the organism in Eukaryota, Viridiplantae, Streptophyta, Magnoliopsida, Asparagales, Orchidaceae. The transcript has 2 exons.